Messenger RNA from Bursaphelenchus xylophilus (pine wood nematode), 3687 nucleotides. The record is from the annotation of a GenBank genome assembly. Lineage: Eukaryota; Metazoa; Nematoda; Chromadorea; Rhabditida; Aphelenchoididae.
AUGAAACGAGCCCUGCUGGUGGCGCUCCUAAUUUUGGCGGUUAGUGCCCAAAACAAGGAAAAAGAAGAUGAUAAGAAACCGUCCAAGGUGAUGAAGGACGAGGGAUCGGCCCCGAUGAGUGUCAAGAUUAUGGAUCAGGUGGAUAAGGCGUUGGAGCAGCCAGAGAGGUUCUUGGAUGUCAGAGAGUUUAUUAGAGUAAGGAGGCCAUCUUUAACCUUCUUUGUGGCUAGACAUUACAAUCGAAAACGUUCGAUUUUAGUCAUAUCUUUCAUGUACAUUCUAAAGAGUUCAUAAAUUAUUCCUUAGAAAUUUUGGCUCACGCUUUGCGGCUGUAGCUUUUCAGAAAGAGUUAGCAGGAAAGAAAACCCAUACUCUUCUGUAAAGUAUCACUUUUUCCGAGCAAAAUUCACAAAGUUAUUGUCCGCCAAAGUGAUCUAACCACAAAGUCAUCAUGAAUAAAUUUCCCUGUCCACUUGAUUACAAAAACUUUGCAGAGUGCCCUAGACAUGAUGCGGACCGUUCCCGCUCCCGAUGCCCUCAAGAAAAUCCCCAACGAUCUUCAACGUCAGCAACUGCAAGAGCAAUAUGACGCUUAUGCUCAACGCCAGCGUCAAAAUUACUAUCCUUCUCGAGCCUACUCCUCACGGACUUACUCUCCCUAUCAGCAGCAACAACAAUACAGCCAGUACGGCCCAAAGCCAGCUUUGCCAGUGCAGCCAGAAAGCUCGGACCCGGCUAAAGCGCUGAGUCGUAUCUUUGCAACUCCAACUCAACAGGACAUGGAGAGUUUGUUCCAUUUACCCGCUGACAUUAUGCAUCGUUUGGCGGCGGAUGCUGGAUACAUUCCUCCGCACAAGGAGCCUGAAGAGUUGGCCGCGCGGGAGGGAAGCAAAUAUGGAAGGUAUGCAGUAAAUACCCAUAACUUUAACAGAGGUUUUCCUUUAUUCAUUUUCAACUCUAUAACCCCCAAUACCACCAACUAUUUCCUCAUUUUAGCAGCCCCUCUUCUGGCGGCUUCAAUUUCGGCGGUUCUCCUGGAACAUUCAGUCUUGGAGGAACCUCGGACCAAGAUCUCAACAGCUUCAUCGCCCGCUAUCGUGGAGAGCAACCAGCAGCCGUUCCAGAGGUUCUAACAACCCCAGAACCCACCACCGCCAUCCCAGUCGCUUCUCCUCCGAAAAUUGUGUUGAGAACUAUCCAGAAAAAUGGAAAAUUGUAAGGAAAUCUACUUUCCAUAGUUCGUGGCCUGACUUUUUCAGGAUUCAAGUCCCAGUCCUUGUGGUUCCUCAAGCCAACGGACAAACACGCUAUAUUCAAUACGAUAAGCUCUCGGAUUUAUCGGAUGCUCUGGCUAAAGUCGUGUCCACCGGUCAAUUGCCUUUGAAUCAAGAGGAGCAGCCGGAAUCGACUACUCCAAGAGUUGUCAAUGCGCAAUUCGAACAGCCGAAAGGGGGACAGAUCUUCAACUUCCCAGAGAAUUUACAGGUCAGAUUUUGGGGAGGAAAUUUGGCUUUUUUUACUGAGAGUUGAAAUUUUUUGGGGGUCAAGUUUAUUGUCAAAUUUCAAGGUCUAUUUCGCCCUAAAAUUAUCUCUAAAGCAAUUUCAACCCUUGAACUUUCAGAUUGAACCCCCAACCACCGCCCCACCUCCAGCUGUCCGCACCGAAACCGCUGAAGGUAGCUCCUUUGUCCAACAAUUCGACGUCGAAUCCAACGAGAACAAAGAUGCUCCAGCUGAGGAAGUAAGUGAACCAGUUGAGCAUCGAUUUGCACCCACUGCACGAACUGUCACCGCACCAAGCUCGAAUGCAAGUCAGCCAAGCGCUGAGCUGUUAGAGCUGUUGGAGAAAUUGGGAAAAUACAGACACGAAUUGGAUAAAGCUGCAUCAUUCUUGAGGACAACGAAAGGCCCAGAAGUUAUUGAUGGAAUGACUAAAGAAGACGACUUUCCCAGACCACAUGAAAUGAAGGUUGAAGUGAAGGAUGAGGAGAUCGUUACACCGAAAGCCGUAGCGAGCGCUGAGAAAAUUGCGUUUGAGGCGACUGAGGUUUGAUUUUGCACAUAUUAUUUUGCACUCACUAGAAUGCUUUGUAAUCACUUUUAUCAAGGCCGGAUUUUUUUAAAUUUUGUAAGGAUAGAGAGUAUACAUACAUUACGUAUUAAUUGAUAAUGUUUUUUUCGCUAUUUGCAAAGGCCGCCAUCAUUAGGGUACUGUGUAUUAACAAGUACCCUAAAAUUUUUUUUGCUUACAAACAUAUAAAUCGAAUGUAAAGUCCCAAUUUUUUAGCCCACAACCACCUCAACGGCAGCCACGACGACUCAAUCGGCUGGUGAGAUCCUCUUGAACGGCCAUCGUUACAAGCUAGUUGACGCUGAUGAUCAUGGGAAGUCCAAGGAAGAAGUUACCGAGAUUCCAACGACUACUGCUGAAACCAGCACCUUGAAGAGCGUUCCUCACAUUAAACCGCAAAAGAUCAGCAUGAAGUCGAGCAAUUUGGAGCAGGUCAGGAAUCUGGCAAGACAGAACCGAUUGAGAACUCCGACUAUUAGAAAAGCGCUCCCUGGUGGUUUCAGCGAUAUGGUGAGUUGGGGUUGAACUAGGCUCUGUAAUCAUGUAACGUAUCAGAGAUUGACGUAGAAAGAUACUGCCAAAAUUCUGUAUACUAUAUAUAGCAAAUUUAAAAGGACCAAAAAUUUAUUGGCUAUAGAUAGCUUUUGCUAUUCAUCAUAACUUCCAGGCCGACCCGUCCAAUCCCUCCUCGCCAAACCCAGAGCACCGUAUCUACUCUCUCCGCGAGCUCGAAGACAUAAUCGCCAGUGAAACUGGCCGUCGUUACGAUGACUCCGACGAGGUCUCUCGCUCUCCUCGUCGCCCGCUGACCUCGCAACAACUCCUGUCCGCGGGCCGAGUCACUUCCUCCGUAAGUAACUGAGAAGGCCUGAUUCAACUAUCGCUUAUCCCCUAUUUAUUUGAUUACCCCUCACAUUUCCUGUAUUUACCAUAAUAAAAAGGUUUGACGUGAAAAGUGUGCUGAUCUAUCACUGUUUUCAAAUUGAUUGUCGCCCUUUUAAACAGAGUUAUUGCAAAAAGAAUUUCGUCUAGAAUCGCGCCGACUUACUGCGGCAGGAAUACGGCUUGGAGAAGAGUGUGUGGCGAGAGCGAACCCGCGGCGUCUUCAGGAAUUUCAAGAUGAACGACGUAAGUGAUUCGAGAUUUAUCUCUGUUUUUAUGUUGGAUGAGAGAUUUCGGGGGAUUUACGGGAUGGGGCGGAAAGUCAAAAUACUGUAAAAAUUCGGCAAUAAAACGAUUAAGUUUUUUGACUUUUUAAUGAUAGAAAGAACGUAAAAUUUUAUAUCAAAAGUGCUCGUGAUGUGAGCUGCAGAUAUUAUAAAUGGAGCAUCACGGCAAAAAAAUCCACAAUUUUUCUAGCACUAUUUUUCCAGACCUCUCUGUUCGAUCAGCAAUGCGCAGUUUGCAAUGAUUUUGCCGGUCGAUUUUACAUUGAAGAUUUGUCAUCGUUCGCGAAAGAAAACUGCGAUUUCGUUGAGGACUUUAUUCCAAUCAACUGCUUCGAUCUGGCCGAAUUUUACAAUAAAUGUGAGAAAAAGGCGUUGACAGAAGUGACGCCGAGCAGCCAGUUCUCAACGACGGAUAUUCAACUGCCUUCAAAUCAAUUGAGCGUCUAA